This is a messenger RNA of Ectocarpus sp. CCAP 1310/34, 567 nucleotides long. The record is from the annotation of a GenBank genome assembly. Lineage: Eukaryota; Phaeophyceae; Ectocarpales; Ectocarpaceae.
AUGCUAGACGGAGAACUGUCUAAAAUCUUCAACAUUGAACAGAGGGUCCCACAAGGUUGCACUUUGUCCUCAACAUUGUUCCAGGUUUUCAUCAACGAUCUGUUGCACGUCGUAGAAGCAGUCGGGAAGAAAGCAGACAGGGGAAAUUCGGUGUCGGGAAUGCUGUUUUCGAUGCCUUUGUUGGGAUGUCUGACACCCCUGAGGGCCUGGAGGAAUCAGUGCAACAUAGGUGGAAGUGGGGGGGUCGAGGAGCUUGCAGUAGUGGACCAGUACACAUACCUUGGAGUAGAGAUCGCAAAAGACUGCUCGUGGAAUGCACACAUGUCCAAGCGUACUCGUACCGAGUACGCCGGAGAAGUAUGGGAAGGAAAUAAGGAGGUAGUCAAGGAGCUCGAGACGGCGCAGAUGAAAGCAGCGAAAGUCAUCCUAGGAUGCUCCAAGUGCACAAGUGAUGUAGCCGUCAGGGCAGAACUGGGGAUCCGAUCCCUACGAUCGGGAAGAGACGCAAGGAGGCUGACAUGGCAGCACCGCAUGUGCGGUAGGGAGAGGAGAGGUUGCCGAGAAUAG